UCACCGCCGAGGGGAGCGAGGGGCGGGGAGAGGAGACGGUGCGCUCCGGUCGGCGAUGAGCUAGGAGCUUCGUGACCGACCCCUCCAAGACUGGACACACGCGCCGCGGCGUUGUCAUGGCGACGGUGUGGGCCGCCGCACUGCUUCUGCUGUUGGGUCUGGUGCCGGUGACCCUGGGUCAGGUCAACUGCCCGCCGCGCUGCCUGUGCUUCCGCACCACCGUGCGCUGCAUGUUCCUGGGCCUGAAGCAGCUGCCGCAGGUGCCUGCCUCCACCACAAUCCUGGAUCUCAGGUUCAACGAGAUCGAGCACCUGCCACCGGGCAGCUUUCUGCGCAUGCGCAACCUCAACACACUACUCCUCAACAACAACAAGAUCGGCCAGCUGAACAAGGGCACGUUCGCGGGGCUGGACGACCUGCGCUAUCUAUAUAUGUACAAAAAUAGGAUACGCCACAUUGAUAGCGAGGCUUUCCACGAUAUGCCGAAGCUAGAACAACUGUACCUGCAUUACAAUUACAUUGAGGAUGUCAGCGCGGAAACGUUCAGCAACCUACCGUCCAUCGAGCGCCUGUUCCUGCACAACAACAAGCUGCAGCGGAUACCCUACGGCGCAUUCAGCAACCUGACCUCCCUGAAGCGACUACGGCUAGACAGCAACGCUCUGAUCUGCGACUGCCGCAUGCUGUGGCUGGCGCACAUGCUGAAGGAGCACGCGUCGCGGUCGGUAGCCAGUGCCACCUGUCAGGAGCCGGCCGAACUAAACGGCCGCAGUAUAGCCGACAUCGAGGAUCAAAUGCUGCGGUGCUCGGCGCCCCAGCUCACAGAGCAGCCACGCAACGUAGUCAUCACGUUCGGCAAGACAGCUUACUUCCACUGCGAGGCGGAUGGCGAGCCGCAGCCCGACAUCGUCUGGCUGCACAACAGGAACGAGCUCGACCCGGAGAAUAUGGAGGCCGGCUACCAGAUCCUGGAGGAUGGCACGCUGAUGGUGGAGCCGUCCAGCGACCCGGACGCCGUGUUUGAGUGCAUGGCCAAAAACCAAAUGGGGCAGGUGAAGUCGCGGCCGGUGACGGUGCGUUACGUGCCCUCCUCGCCGCAGCAGGACGACGGGAUGCCGCACCCGGGAGCGCCCGAGGAGGCGCCGCUCCCACCACCCCCGCCGCCCGCCAGUCCCCAGGAGUCGCGAGGAGGAGCUCGCCAAGGAGGAGGAGGAGGAGCGGCCGGCGCGGCGCGAGCGCCAGAGCUACUACGACCGGCGGAGCCGCGUGCUCGACAGCAGGAACCGCGAGGACAACCGACUGACGACCCAGCGGCGGCCGUUCCAGCUGCCGGGCCGCACCAGGGAGGACAACCUGGCCACACACAGCGCGACGCGUCACAGCUGGACGUGCACGUGGGCGUGGGUGACGUGGCCGAGCUGGUGUGCGUGGUCGACGGCUACCCGACGCCGGAGCUGCUCUGGCUGAGAGGCGGCAACGCCAUCACCACCCAGACGCCCCGCUACCGGCUGCGGUUCGCGGCGCGCGAAGCCAACCUGACUAUCAUCAACGUGCAGCCGCAAGACGCCGGCGAGUACCUCUGCUCGGCGUCCAACCGGCUGGGGCGCGUGUCGUCGCCGGCGCAGCUGGUGCUGCAGAGCGGGGUGCUGCGAAUCUCCAACUUGCAGCACCACGACGCGGGCACGUACACGUGUGAGGCCAGGAACGAGGCGGCCGUAGCCAGGGAGGAGGCCGAACUCGAUGUCAGCGGCCAUAUCAGCUGGAGGAGGGUCGGCGGCAACCUGUUCGCCGACGGACGUCACAGUGCCACGACGGACGGAGCCUUGACCCUGAGGACCCUGACCGCCCAGGACGGCGGCAUUUACGAGUGCAACGUCGACAACGGCGUGGGCCACGCUGUGGCUACCACACACCUGGCCGUCGCCGCUGCCCAGACGUCGUCCGCCCGUCCCGGAGACCAGUUCGUCAGCCAGAGCGCGGCAGAAGCGACGCGCGAUGUCGAGAUCGCGCUGAACCGCACCCUGCGCCAGCUGUUCUCACAGCCGCGCCACCAUCGCCGCACGCCGCACGAGCUGCUGCAGAUCUUCAGGUUCCCCACGGACGAGGCGCUGGACCAAGCGCGCGCUGGCGAGAUCUUCGAGCGCGCCCUGGAGCUGGUCAAGCGGCUGGUGGAAUCCGGAUCCCGUUUCAACCUCACGACAUACUCUUACUCGGACCUGCUAUCGCCGGGCCAGAUGGAGCGGCUGCGCGACCUCUCCGGCUGCUCGUCCCACCGGCGCCGCCUCAACUGCAGCAACAUCUGCUUCCACAGCCGCUACCGCAGCGCCGACGGCACCUGCAACAACCUGCAGCAGCCGCUGUGGGGCGCCUCGCUGGUCGGCUUCCGCCGCCUGCUGCCCGCCCAGUAUGAAAACGGCUUCAAUACGCCCCGAGGAGCCGACCGAUCCUCCCGAUACAACGGCUUCCUGCUGCCGAACCCACGCCUGGUCAGCUCGCGGCUGGCCGCCACCGACGUCAUCACCGAGGACACCGAGUUCAGCGCCAUGCUGAUGCAGUGGGGGCAGUUCGUGGACCACGAUAUGGACCACGCGCUGCCCGCCUUCAGCGAGGUCAGCUUUGAUGGCCAGCACGAGUGCGACAGCACGUGCCAGAAUGUGGCGCCGUGCUUCAACAUCGCCAUCCCGCCGGGGGACCGGCGCCAGGGCCAUCACCGCUGCAUGCGACUGGUGCGCAGCUCGGCGGCCUGCGGUUCCGGCUCCACCUCCGUCUUCGGCCACCAGCUGAUGCCGCGCGAGCAGAUCAAUGGACUCUCCAGCUUCAUCGACGGCAGCAUGAUAUACGGCAACACGGAGACGCAGGCGCACCACCUGCGAAACCUGAGCUACCCGUCGGGUCGGCUGAGGAACGGCAUCUUCUCUCGCCCGCACCGGCCGUUCAUGCCCUUCAACGACGGCGUGCCGGUGGACUGCCAGCGCGACCAGGCGGACCGCAGCGACAUCGGCUGCUUCAUGGCGGGAGACGUGCGCGCCAACGAGCAGCUGGGCCUGUCGGCCAUGCACACGGUCUGGCUGCGCGAGCAUAACCGCGUGGCGGACGAGCUGGCGCGCCUUAGCCCGCAUUGGCACGGCGAGGAGCUGUACCAGGAGGCGCGCCGCGUGGUGGGCGCCCAGAUCCAGCACAUCACCUACCGCCACUGGCUGCCGCUGGUGCUCGGCCCGGACGGCAUGCGCCAGCUCGGUGACUAUGCCGGCUACGACCCGACCGUCGAGCCGACGAUCAGCAACGCCUUCGCCACGGCCGCGUUCCGGUUCGGCCACGGCCUGGUGGGGCCGGUGCUGCACCGGCUCAACGAGACGUUCCAGCCGAUCCCGCAGGGCAAUCUGCCGUUGCACCGGGCUUUCUUCGCGCCCUGGCGGCUGGUGCAGGAGGGCGGCGUGGACCCCAUCCUGCGCGGUCUGUUCGCCAGCCCGGCCAAGGUCCACACGCCCGACCAGCUGCUGAACGCCGAGCUGACCGAGAAGCUCUUCUCGCUGCACCACCAGGUGUCGCUCGACCUGGCCGCCAUCAACAUGCAGCGCGGCCGCGACCACGGCCUGCCCGGCUACAACGCCUGGCGCCGCCACUGCGGCUUGCGCGCCGCCGCCAGCUUCGCCGACUUCGCGCGCGAAAUCCGCAGCGCGCGCGCCCGCGACGAGCUGCGCCAGCUGUACGGUCACCCGGACAACGUGGACCUCUGGAUCGGCGGCAUGCUGGAGGAGCACGCGCCCGGCGCCAAGAUGGGGCCGACGUUCGUCUGCCUGCUGGCCGACCAGUUUCGCCGGCUCCGCGACGGCGACCGGUUCUGGUACGAGGCGGCCGGCGUGUUCACGCCCGGCCAGCUGGCGCAGCUGAAGCAGACAAACCUGGCGCGCAUUCUCUGCGACAACGGCGACGCGCUGCACCAGGUGGCGCGUGAUGUGUUCCGCGUGCCCGAGCGACAGUCGCCGCGCAUCAUCGACUGCGAAAGCACGCCGCAGGUCGACCUGCGCAUGUGGGUCGACUGCAAGAGUUGCCGAGGCGAGGAUUGUUCAGCGGAGGGAGCGCGGCCGGGCCGAGCACGCCGCUCCGUGCUGCUCUCCACCCACAACCACCUGACGGACCCGGCUCCGGCUCCGGCUCCGGCUCCGUCUCCGGCCCCGGCCGCGGCUCCGACUUCGGUUCCGGCUCCGGCGGUGGCCGAUAUUUACCACAUGGAGGACGUGACUGAGGAGCGCAUCCAGGGCCUGGAGGAGGUGAUGGCGCGCAUGCACCGCUCGCUGGUGCGCAUGAGAAAGCAGCUGCGCCGGCUGCAGCAGAGUGAGCUGGGGCGCCGCCAGCAGAGACGGAGGCACCGGCGGCUGACGGCGCCCGGCCGGUCCAGGCCCGGCCGGGACUCUCGGUCGUAGCCGGCGCGCUGCCAGACCGGACGGGCAGUCCGACCCUGUGAUACUCUCCCGGAGCGGUCCGAGCUGGCGCCCCGGCUCGAGACGAACCCCUCACUGCCAGCUGCCGGCCGCGCCGCGCUGCCUGAACCGCGCGGCCGCCGCCAGCCGCGACUCCGCUCCCUGCCGCCAGGGGCGCUGCUUACAGUGCCGGCUCGUGCCGGUGUCAGCUGAUGCGAGCUUUCUCGCCUCACAACGCGCACGUCCGAUGGUGCACUCAGCAAGAUAUAAAUGCUUACGAUACUAAUGUAGGAUUAAUAUACUGAUUUUUUCAA
Molecule: messenger RNA, 4735 nt
Organism: Pollicipes pollicipes
Lineage: Eukaryota; Metazoa; Arthropoda; Thecostraca; Pollicipedomorpha; Pollicipedidae
Product: peroxidasin homolog
Exons: 24
Coding region: 117-4424 (1435 amino acids)
Biological process (GO): response to oxidative stress
Molecular function (GO): heme binding; protein binding; peroxidase activity
Source: RefSeq, a predicted model, not a curated record